This is a messenger RNA of Rotaria sp. Silwood2, 1758 nucleotides long. The record is from the annotation of a GenBank genome assembly. Lineage: Eukaryota; Metazoa; Rotifera; Eurotatoria; Philodinida; Philodinidae.
AUGACAGAGAAUAAUUCAUCACAAAAUGAAGUUAUUCCUAUUGAUAAAUGGAAUUCAGUUGUGGUUAGUAUUAGUGAGCAUAAAGAAAGCCAAUGGAAAGAUUUGAAUCAAAUAGAACGCAUAAAAUAUGUUCUAUUGAUAAUUGGCAAAGUCAUCGGUUUAUUAUUGCUAUUGUAUAUUUUUGUUUGUUCACUUGAUAUAAUGAGUUCAGCUUUUCGACUUGUUGGAGGCAAAAUAACUGGAAAAGCAUUUACAGAAGGUGCUAUUCUUUCGAAUCCAAUUGCUGGUCUUAUGCUUGGAUUAUUAGCUACAGUUGUUGUACAAAGUUCAUCAACAUCAACAUCAAUUGUUGUUUCAAUGGUUUCAUCUUCAAUUCUACCUGUUAGAAAAGCAAUCCCAAUUAUUAUGGGAGCUAAUAUUGGUACAUCUGUAACAAAUACGAUAGUUGCAUUAACACAAUCGGGUCGAAGGGAUGAAUUUCGUCGUGCUUUUGCUGGUGCUACUGUUCAUGAUAUGUUCAAUUGGGCAACAGUUAUUGUUUUACUACCAUUAGAAAUUGCAUCAGGUUUAUUAUAUCAUCUAACGGAAGCAAUUACUCGAACGAUUAGUCUUGAUCGAAAAGCUAGUUCAAAUCCACAAUUUUUAAAUGUACUUACAAAACCAAUAACUCAUCGAAUAAUUCAUUUAGAUGAAAAAGUCAUUCAAAAUAUAGCUCUUGGAUCAAUUGAAUCUGAUGUUUCACUUAUUAAACGUUAUUGUUCAUAUAAGAAUGUAACAGAUGAAAAUGCAACAUCAAUUUUAAUGCCAGACAAACAUUGUGGAUUUAUAUUUUCAAAAAUUUCAUGGCCUGAUUGGGGUGUUGGCCUUCUUCUUCUUGUUUUUUCAUUAAUUGCUCUUUGUACAUGUCUUAUUGUACUUGUUAAACUUCUUCAAUCAAUGCUCAAAGGAACAAUUAGUACAAUCAUACAUAAAACAGUUAAUGCUGACUUUCCUGGUAUUUUUCAUCAUUUAACACCAUAUUUAGCUAUGGGAGUUGGUUGUAUAUUUACAAUACUUGUACAAAGUAGUUCAAUAUUUACAUCUACUUUAACACCACUCGUUGGCCUCGGAAUAAUAACUAUCGAACGAAUGUAUCCAUUUACAUUAGGAUCAAAUAUUGGUACAACAAUUACAGGUAUUAUGGCGGCAUUAACAGCAACAACAGCUCUAGAACUUCGUAAUUCAUUACAAAUUGCUCUAUGUCAUACAUUUUUUAAUGUUUUUGGUAUUAUAAUUUGGUUUCCAAUACCAAUAAUGCGUAAUGUACCAAUAACAUUAGCUAAAAAAUUAGGUGAAACGACAGCUAAUUAUCGAUGGUUUGCUAUUGUUUAUAUAGUAGGAUCAUUUUUUCUUAUUCCAUUAAUAAUUUUUGGCAUUUCUCUUGCUGGAUGGUAUGUGUUUAUUGGUGUAUUUGCCCCAAUGGUAUUGAUUGGUAUAAUUGUUAUUAUUAUUAAUUUUCUUCAGGUACAUUUACCAAAUAUUUUGCCACACCGAUUACAAACAUGGUCAUGGUUACCAAGACCAUUUCGUACAUUAGCUUGGUAUGAUGAACAUGUUUUCCGUAGUAAAAAAAACUUACUAUUUUCUAAUGAGAAUGAACCAAAAGAAUUAGCAACAAUAACCAAUCGAAAUAUUGAAAAUAAUUAUAGUCAUACAAACGCUGUGUUUAAUGAAAAUGACGAUUUUGAUAAAUUAUCUAGAACCAAUACUCAAUUUUAG